Messenger RNA from Chrysochloris asiatica (Cape golden mole), 3075 nucleotides. RefSeq names its product trafficking protein, kinesin binding 1 (gene TRAK1). Gene Ontology annotation, molecular function: GABA receptor binding. The transcript is spliced from 16 exons. Bases 214 to 3075 code for a protein of 953 amino acids. The record is from RefSeq and is a predicted model, not a curated record. Gene Ontology annotation, biological process: neurogenesis; endosome to lysosome transport; anterograde axonal transport of mitochondrion. Lineage: Eukaryota; Metazoa; Chordata; Mammalia; Afrosoricida; Chrysochloridae. Gene Ontology annotation, cellular component: dendrite.
AACAAGAUGAGCCUAUAGGGUGCCCAGGCCACUUGGAGUUACGUAACCCAUUGUGAUUCCAAGGCAGCUCAGUCUUAGGAUUUGCCCCAACAGGCAGACUCAGAAAACUGCUGAGGCAGGCAGGGCAGGGUGGCUGUGCCUGGGCCCUGCCGGCCCAGGCUGCCAUGUAGGCUUCCUUUCUCUCUGAAUUGCGACAGGAGCUCACUUCUGCACAUGGCCCUGGUCUUUCAGUUUGGGCAGCCCGCACGGGCCCAGGCUCUGCAGGGACUCUGCCAGAGCAAACUCGUUCCAGCAAACUCAUGCGAUGUGUGCAAUAGCACCGACCUUCCGGAAGUCGAGAUCAUCAGCCUGCUGGAGGAGCAGCUGCCCCAUUACAAGUUAAGAGCUGACACCAUCUACGGCUAUGCUCACGACGACUGGCUGCACACUCCCCUCAUCUCUCCUGACGCCAACAUCGACCUCACCACCGAGCAAAUUGAAGAGACCCUGAAAUACUUCCUUUUAUGUGCUGAAAGAGUUGGCCAGAUGACUAAAACAUACAAUGACAUAGAUGCGGUUACUCGUCUUCUUGAGGAGAAAGAGCGGGAUUUAGAGUUAGCUGCUCGGAUUGGCCAGUCGUUGUUGAAAAAGAACAAAACUCUAACCGAAAGGAACGAACUGCUAGAGGAACAAGUCGAACACAUCAGGGAGGAGGUGUCUCAGCUCCGGCACGAGCUGUCCAUGAAGGAUGAGCUGCUGCAGUUCUACACCAGCGCUGCUGAGGAGAGCGAGCCCGAGUCCGUCUGCUCGACCCCGUUGAAGAGGAAUGAGUCCAACUCCUCAGUCCAGAACUACUUUCAUUUGGAUUCUCUUCAGAAGAAACUAAAGGACCUUGAAGAGGAGAACGUGGUGCUUCGAUCAGAGGCCUGCCAGCUGAAGACAGAGACCAUCACCUACGAGGAGAAGGAGCAACAGCUGGUCAAUGACUGUGUGAAGGAGCUGAGGGAUGCCAACGUCCAGAUUGCCAGUAUCUCAGAGGAAUUGGCCAAGAAGACUGAAGAUGCUGCCCGUCAGCAGGAGGAGAUCACACAUCUGCUGUCACAAAUUGUGGAUUUGCAGAAGAAGGCAAAAGCUUGUGCGGUGGAGAAUGAAGAACUCGUCCAGCACUUGGGGGCUGCUAAGGACGCCCAGCGGCAGCUCACAGCCGAGCUGCGCGAACUCGAGGACAAGUAUGCAGAGUGCAUGGAAAUGCUUCAUGAGGCUCAGGAGGAGCUGAAGAACCUCCGGAACAAGACCAUGCCGAACACCACGUCCCGGCGCUACCACUCUCUGGGCCUGUUCCCCAUGGACUCCUUGGCAGCAGAGAUCGAGGGGACAAUGCGCAAGGAACUGCAGCUGGAAGAGCCCGAGUCGCCAGAUGUCACUCACCAGAAGCGUGUCUUUGAGACUGUAAGAAACAUCAACCAGGUCGUCAAGCAGCGGUCUCUGACCCCUUCUCCCAUGAACAUCCCCGGCUCCAACCAGUCCUCGGCCAUGAACUCCCUCCUGUCCAGCUGUGUCAGCACCCCCAGGUCCAGCUUCUAUGGCAGCGACGUCAGCAACAUCGUCCUGGACAACAAGACCAACAGCAUCAUCCUCGAAACAGAGUUGUCCGACCCGGGAAACGACCGGGAUAAGAAGCCAGGGACACCGGGCACCCCUGGCUCCCACGACUUGGAGACGGCUCUGCGGCGGCUGUCCCUCCGCCGUGAGAACUACCUGUCAGAGAGGCGGUUCUUUGAGGAGGAGCAGGAACGGAAGCUCAGAGAGCUGGCAGAGAAGGGCGAGCUGCUCAGCGGCUCCCUCACACCCACGGAGAGCAUCAUGUCCCUCGGCACACACUCCCGCUUCUCCGAGUUCACCGGCUUCUCUGGCAUGUCCUUCAGCAGCCGCUCCUACCUGCCUGAGAAACUCCAGAUUGUAAAGCCGCUGGAAGGUUCUGCCACCCUCCACCACUGGCAGCAACUGGCCCAGCCUCACCUUGGGGGUAUUCUGGAUCCCCGGCCCGGUGUGGUCACCAAAGGCUUCCGGACGCUGGACGUUGACUUGGAUGAAGUGUACUGCCUUAACGACUUUGAAGAAGAUGACACAGGUGACCACAUUUCCCUCCCGGGCCUAGCUACCUCCACGCCAGUUCAGCACCCAGAGACCUCAGCUCACCACCCCGGGAAGUGUAUGUCACAGACCAACUCCACCUUCACCUUCACCACCUGCCGCAUCCUGCAUCCUUCAGAUGAACUCACAAGGGUCACGCCAAGCCUUAACUCUGCUCCGACUCCAGCAUGUAGCAGUGCCAGCCACUUGAAGUCCACACCGGUGGCCACGCCAUGCACACCCCGGAGACUGAGCCUGGCAGAGUCCUUCACCAACAACCGUGAGUCCACGACCACGAUGAGCACUUCUCUGGGGCUGGUGUGGUUGCUGAAGGAGCGGGGCAUCUCUGCAGCUGUGUACGACCCCCAGAGCUGGGACCGGGCUGGCCGGGGAUCUCUGCUGCACUCAUAUACUCCCAGGAUGGCCGUGAUCCCCUCUACCCCACCGAACUCGCCUAUGCAGACGCCCACAUCUUCCCCACCCUCCUUCGAGUUCAAGUGUACGAGCCCACCGUAUGACAACUUCUUGGCCUCCAAGCCUGCCAGCUCCAUCCUGAGGGAGGUGAGGGAAAAGAAGAGUGUCCGGAGCAGUGAGAGCCAGACGGAUGUGUCCGUCUCUAACCUCAACCUCGUGGACAAAGUCAGGAGGUUUGGCGUGGCCAAAGUGGUGAACUCAGGACGAGCCCACAUCCCCACCUUGACUGAGGAGCAGAGGCCUCUGAUCUGUGGGCCCCCGGGGACACCGCACACCCUGGUCCCUGGAGGUCUGGUCCCCGAGGGCCUGCCCCUCGGGUGCCCAACUGUCACCAGUGCCAUCGGCGGACUGCAGCUCAGCAGUGGCAUCCGGAGGAACCGAAGCUUCCCCACCAUGGUGGGGUCCAGCAUGCAGAUGAAAGCCCCCGUGACUCUCACCUCGGGCAUCUUGAUGGGUGCUAAGCUCCCCAAACAAACUAGCUUGCGGUGA